GUGGUGUGAUUUGAGCUCCUCCUCACCCAAAUUCUGACUACAAACUGCAAUCUUUGUUAAAAGUGUAUCCUUUUUGUAACGUUCUCUCUCUGGAUUUUUGGGAGCACUCUCAGUCCCUCCCUGGUCCCUUUAAUUCCCUUUCACUCAAAUCCCACUCUAUACAACCUCUCUGCAUUUUUCUCUCUGAUUGUGUUGUCUCUAAUUUGGCUAUCGUUACUAUAUUUCAUCCAAUCUUCUCUGUCGCAAGACCUCAUCAUGAAGACGAUUGCCCCUCUUCUGCUCUUAAUCUGCUGUUCACUGCUGGCUCCCCGCGGGAUUAAAGGCGAUGAAGAGGAUUAUGGAGAAGAAAUGGUCCUCUCCUUUGCUCAGCAAGAAGAAAUACAGAUAGAACCCGACAAAGUGUCAGCUCCUGGGGUUUUCUAUUGGAGCAAUAAGGAUGCGUGGAGGAUUGCGGGUCAGUAUAUAGUGGUGCUGAAAGCUAAUGUUCACAAAUCUCAGACAGAGAGAGUCAUACGGCGCCUGCAGACAAGAGCAGCCAAGCAUGGCUAUCUGACGAAAAUUGUCCAUGUGUUCCACGAGCUUUUCCGGGGGUUUGUGGUCAAGAUGAGCAGUGAUAUGUUGGAGAUGGCGCUGAAAUUGCCCCAUGUGGAUUACAUUGAGGAAGAUUCAUAUGUUUUUGCUCAGACUAUUCCAUGGAAUCUAGAUCGGAUCAUUCCUUCACAGCAUGUGGCCAGCAACUUCAACCCUCCAAACACCGGAGACUUGGUAGAGGUUUAUCUGUUGGAUACCAGCAUCCACAGCAAUCACAGAGAAAUUGAGGGGAAGGUUUUUGUGACCGACUUUGAAAAUGUUCCAGAAGAAGAUGGAACGCGAUUCCACAGACAGGCCAGCAAAUGUGAGAGCCACGGGACACACAUGGCCGGCGUGGUGAGUGGAAGGGAUGCCGGUGUAGCUAAAGGAGUCAAUCUGCGAAGUCUCAGAGUACUAAAUUGUCAAGGCAAAGGCACUGUGAUUGGAAGUCUGACGGGUCUAGAGUUUAUCAGAAAGACAUUAAUUUCGCAGCCAUACAAUCCUCUAAUCAUCCUGAUCCCAUUUGUUGGAGGAUACAGCCAAACACUUAAUGCAGCAAGUCGAGCUUUGGUUAAGUCAGGAGCGGUGAUAAUUGCAGCGGCUGGAAACUACAAAGAUGAUGCCUGCUUGUAUUCGCCUGCUUCGGAACCUGAGGUUAUCACUGUUGGAGCCACCAACUACCAGGACCAGCCAGUAACUUUGGGUACCCUUGGAACCAAUUUUGGCAACUGUAUUGACAUAUUUGCGCCAGGUGAUGAUAUAAUUGGGGCGUCCAGUGACUGCACGACUUGCUUUACAUCCCAAAGUGGAACGUCUCAAGCAGCAGCCCAUGUGGCAGGUAUUGCAGCCAUGAUACUGAACAACAAACAAGACUUGACUGUAUCAGAACUGAGGCAGAGACUGAUACAUUAUUCUACCAAAAAGGUCAUCAAUGAAGUUUGGUUUCCUGAAGAUCAGAGGCUGAUUACUCCGAACCGUGUUGCAGGGCUCCCUGUGAAACUGGUACCAGAUGAGGAACUGUUUUGUCGAACAGUUUGGUCAAAACCAUCUGGAUUUGCUCGUAAUGCAAAAACAUCUGCUCAGUGCAGUGGGAACGAAGAAAUGUUUAGUUGCUCGAGUUUCUCCCGAAAUGGGAAGAGAAAAGGGGAACAUAUAGAGGAACAGGACGGGAAGAAAACCUGCAUUGCCCACAAUGCAUUUGGUGGUGAUGGUGUAUAUGCAAUUGCUCGCUGCUGUAUAUGGCCUAAAGCAAAUUGCCAUGUUAACAUAAGUUCACCCAGUGAAGGAGACUCUGCUUCCAUUGCAAGCUGUACAAAUGAGGACCAUAUCUUAACAGGCUGCAGCUCCCAUUCAUCAUCUGGACAUCACAGUGACUCUGUAAGACCUGUACAUAGCUCUGACACAAAGGAUCCAGUUUGUGAAGGGAAAAGUGAAGCGACUUCUCAUGCCCUGUGCUGCCAUGCGCCAAAUAUCGCAUGCAAAGUGAAGGAAUAUGCUCCUGUGGGCUUCACAGACAAGGUAACGGUCUCAUGCGAUGAGGGCUGGACGCUGACUGGGUGCAAUGCAUUUUCCCGCAACGCGAAGACCAUGGGCGCCUACGCAGUUGACGACACCUGUGUUGUAAUCAAUCCAAAAGGUGGAAAAGGAGCUGCAGCAGUUGCGAUCUGUUGUCAAAACAAACAUAUGGAGAACAAUCAUAAUUCAAAUUAUAGGUGAAUUGGCUCAAGACAUUUUUGCUUCUGUUACAUGUAUUUUUUUUUUUUAUUACUCAUUCACAAUCCCUGAACUAUCUCAGGUAGAAGAAUAUUCUGUUUGCUUUCAAACCCAAUUUAUAUUGCGUCCAUAUAUACAGAAUUCUGCA
Pelobates fuscus (common spadefoot toad) is the source of this 2431-nucleotide messenger RNA. It is a transcript of the gene PCSK9, whose product is annotated as proprotein convertase subtilisin/kexin type 9. The coding region runs from base 256 to 2286 and encodes 676 amino acids. The record is from RefSeq and is a predicted model, not a curated record. Gene Ontology annotation, molecular function: serine-type endopeptidase activity. The transcript has 12 exons. NCBI's taxonomy places the organism in Eukaryota, Metazoa, Chordata, Amphibia, Anura, Pelobatidae. Gene Ontology annotation, biological process: proteolysis.